ACUACAACACCCACGCAGUUCGAUCGGUCAUGGGCAGCCUGAAAGCGGCCGAUAUCAAGGCCGAGCUCCAGCAUUUCAGCAAACUGGUUCGGGGUCAUGUUGUCAUCGACGGCAAGGCCGUGGUCGAGACUAUUGAAACCAUUAAGGGUAUUCUCGAGUGCCUGCACGCGGAUGAAGUUGCUGAGAAUCCUGCCAACAAUCGUGCCUCUACCAUGAGCGCUAACCAGGCUUCGUACCAGCAGCAGAGCGAAAACGAGUACGACCUUAUCGAUCUCGACGAUGUCUACCCUCGGUCCGAACCUCGCCGCAUCUCCUCCACCAUCGAGCGGCAACUCGACGCUGGUCUUUCCCCACCAGUUUCGACCUGGGCGGACAUCUGUGCCCCAGUUGCCACCGAGAGGAUUAUCAAGAUUGGACAAAUCAUUCAGCCGCUUCAUAACCUUGCUCUUCGCUACGGUGCGGUCAAGCCCGGAGAUCGAAUUGACAUCCAGCUUUCGAUGCUGCUCUCCUUUGCCUCCCGACUUUGCCAAUUCAACCCCUCCACCGCGCGCGCGUUUCCUAGUUCGUCGAACUGAUCGCACGUCCUUCUUGAGACGGCGUACGGCACUUUCUUCACACAUUUGCUUAACUCUGGGAGGCAUGAGUUGCAUAGGGAGUGGCUAAGUCACUACGGUUCUGAGCCUUUUGGGAGAUUUUGGGUUGGGGUAGGAAACCCUUCUGGUUAGGG
Messenger RNA from Mytilinidion resinicola, 727 nucleotides. RefSeq lists its product as uncharacterized. Lineage: Eukaryota; Fungi; Ascomycota; Dothideomycetes; Mytilinidiales; Mytilinidiaceae. The record is from RefSeq and is a predicted model, not a curated record. The transcript has a single exon. The coding region runs from base 30 to 575 and encodes 181 amino acids.